Cladophialophora immunda is the source of this 315-nucleotide messenger RNA. RefSeq lists its product as uncharacterized. The coding region runs from base 1 to 315 and encodes 104 amino acids. The transcript has a single exon. The record is from RefSeq and is a predicted model, not a curated record. NCBI's taxonomy places the organism in Eukaryota, Fungi, Ascomycota, Eurotiomycetes, Chaetothyriales, Herpotrichiellaceae.
AUGUCUCACGCCAGAGCAUCCAGCCGGUACUAUUCCGACUAUGAACGGGCUCUCGAAAAAGCGGCUGAACGGCCCAAGACAUCCCCGCCUUCAUCUGCACCUUCAUCUCGAACCUCGUCGGCGACAUCCUUGCAGCCAGCCGCGCCAGUGGCUGAGUGGUGCCAUCAAAUGCACUUAAUCCAGAAGCGGAAAUACGAUUGGUGUACUGGCUGCUAUCCCAAGCCUCCGCCCGCUCCGAGCUCUGUCAAAAUCCCGUCUCAGAAGGUGCUGCAACAGUCCAGAAUGGGCAACGAACCUGGUCAUGCAUAUCAGUAG